UUCUGGAAUGUGCGUGCGUGACGUCAGCUCGUUGAAACCAUAGCUCACGUGUGUGUUGGUGCUGCGUACAUUUAGUGUUUGUGUAUUGUACUCUGUUUUGUUUUUAGUGUCAAAUGGAUAACCAAUUUUCUGGAUAAUUGUGAUGUGAAAAAUGAUUCGAGUUCAACUCUCCGUGUGGCUGGUCCUGCUGGUCUUCGCGCCACCGGGGUUCACAGAUAAUUUAGCACUGUUGUCUGGCACGCUGAGGACGUUCCAGAGAGCAGCCUGUGACGACCAAGUGGUCGUGCUGAAGUGUCCGGACAGUACCAGCAUCAGUGUCCAGGUCGCCCAGUAUGGCAAGUCUGCUGAUGCACUGGCCGCUCUGUGUCCAGAUCCAGCCAAUCCACACAACGAUGUUGUCAACACUACUUGCCUUUGGCCAAACGCGCUACAGUACUCUUUGUUGCAGACGGUAGUUGAAGCUUGUCAGAAGAAGCGACAAUGCAAGUUCCAAACCUCUCCUAAGACAUUUGGCGGUGACCCGUGCCCUGGCACCAGGAAAUAUGUCGAGAUUGCCUACAAGUGUAGACCAAACGAGUUUCGUAGCAGAGUUGCUUGUGAGAACGAGGUGCUCCAGCUCACCUGCAACCCCAACACAAGACUUGCCGUCUACUCAGCGAGCUUCGGCCGCACGGAGUACGAGAGCUUCGCAUGUCCGCAGCCGCAGGGCGUCAGAGAGGAGACUUGCCUGGUGAGCUACGCGACGGAGACUGUCAUGCAGAUUUGUCACGGCAAGAGGUCCUGUUCCUUGUCAGCUGAUUCCGCCACCUUCGGCAACCCCUGCCACCACCAGUCACGCAUGUACCUCAAGGUCGUGUACACCUGUGUUCCUCGUACCGUGCUGCGAGAGCAAUACGAAGAGAGGCCUGAGAAGGACGAGACUCUAGACACGCAGGACACAGACAUAGAUGCGUAUGACGUGGUGGAUGACGCACUCAGGGAGAGUAGUGUCUACUCUGCUUCCCCUGUAGGGGGCGCCGACAGACCCGGGGGCGCCAACACGUCUGUGUCCGCGGCGCCCUCUGAGGCGCCACCUAGGUACCACACGUCAGACCCCUCACCUAGAGGUCGGUCCCCCUUCCCCCCCUUGGCGACCCCCCGUCCCCCCACGGAUCUCCAGGGGGACGGGGACCCCCUGGGCUCGGAGCUAGAGCAAGUUACAAACUCCACCGUCUCCCCAUACGCCAACGAGAAAACGCGAGUGAUUGGCUUCAUUUCUGAAUGGAUUCAUACAUACGAUUUCUUAUCUAAAAAUAGAGAGAAGCUGGUGCUGUAUCUGUCAGUGUCCAUCAGCGCUGGUCUGCUCUCUCUGCUGGUGCUGGUCAUCACGAGGUUGCUAUGGCAACGACGUCGUCCGCAGAUACCUCAGUCCACUACGUUGCCCAGCUACGUCGAUGAUCUCAGCGAAGUUGACACGGACAUAGACCUGACAUCCACUGCUCCCGCCACCAUCACUAUUCUGUCCAGUCCACUACCACCAGGGGAGGUGGUAAGAUUCGGCAGCGAGUCCAGCGCUCCCCGCAGCCUGAGCAGGAGCGGCAACAACCAGUACUACUACGGCUGACCCUUGCCUCCGGUGGAGCCGUACCCUGGGCCCCUGGACAGCGAGGGUGUCUACCCUGACAGUUCCAGGAGCUACUGCUUCUAGCAGGAGACCGUGGUGUGACGCCACGGUCAACAGACUACAAGUGAGAUGUGAGACUGUGACAAAACAAACCAGAGCGGAACAGGUUGUCACUACAGUUACAAUAAAGUAACAGUUGCAGUUCCUCAAAACCGUUAAAAGUAACCGUUACUCUCAGCACAAAUACAAAUUUUAGAAAUCAGUUGCUUAUUAAGUUUUACGUAUUUUGUUUGUGAGAAUACCUUAAAUAGGCUUACCUUAUGGCUGCCAAUCUCUUGAUGAGAGGUAAUUGUUCUUGAAACGGGAAUUGAAUCUUUUAACUUGUUUUUAAAUCUAAGGUUUCUUAAAUAUACAUUUUAUAUUCAUCAGUACCUAUUGAAUUUGUAAUCGGGUAGUAGCAUAAGAAAUUACUACCUGUUUAUUUGAGAGUAAAAAUGUUUCAAAGACUAUCACGGUUAAAAACACAUUGCAAGAUACAGAAUUCUUUGAAUGGCUUGGGACAUUUUCGGUGGUUCCUCAUACAAAAUUACCAAACUAUGGUGUCUCUUUGUGUCCAAUUCAAAUUUCAGUAAUUUUGCCAAAAACACAAUAUUUAAGAAAUUUGGUGUAAUUUGAGUACUGCGAUCUAUCUUGAUUGAUUAAAACUCUAAGAAAUUAUACAUUUUAAUUAGGUACACCUAAUCAAUUAUUGUUCUGAUCAAUAAAACCAACUCAAUAACCUUUUGUUACAAUCCGCGUUCCUUUAGGUGAUUAAUUUCGUUUGUAACUGUAGGUACAACAUGUUCUAGCUCAGGAAGCCAAGAGCUAAAUGCUUAUUUUAAAUCAGUGACGAACAUUGACAAUCUAUGAAAAUACCAUGUAUAUUAUUGUAGAUAGAACUUUGAGGUUAACAAAGCAAAUUUGAACAACAAAAGUGAUGGUGCUCAAACGAUGAAAUACUUCAACUGCACAAACAAAUUACGACAUGAAUUAGAUUUGUAUGUACCUUAGACUGAACCCAAUUAGUAGAAGCGUCGCGUCGGUUGCAUAUCUUGUCAAAUGGAAAUUAACGUAAUUGUAAAUUAAACAUAUUACUUUUCAAGAUUUGUUUUGAAUUUUCGUUUACAAAAAGUUUAAAUUCCUUUUUGUUAGAGUUCUAAUGGAGAAAAUCAGUCUUUCUUUGGUAUUCCUUUGUGUAACUCCUUUAUUAUUUACAUAUAAUAUUGAGUCAAAGAUAAAUUUGUCUGUAGUUUGAAAGAAUUAUUUUAGCACUGCAGAAAGAAAAUAUUGACAGUAAGUCAAAGCUGAUUCUUUUUUUUUAAGUAAAAUGAUUUUUUCAUUCAUUUAAGGGAUACAAAUCAUGUAAACUUAAUUUCACGUUAAAUUAACCGAAAUAAGAUCAUCCUAUGUUUAAUUGUUUAAUGUAAUUAUGCUGUUAAAACUAUAUAAGAGCGUAGCGGUGUUAAGAAUAGAUAGCGUUACUAACACACAGUGCCUCGAUAUUGUAAUAUAAUGUAACGUAAUGUAGUGUGAUAAUAUAUAGAAUGUGUACAGUGUAUUUCCGAACA
Molecule: messenger RNA, 3210 nt
Organism: Macrosteles quadrilineatus (aster leafhopper)
Lineage: Eukaryota; Metazoa; Arthropoda; Insecta; Hemiptera; Cicadellidae
Product: protein eva-1 homolog C
Exons: 9
Coding region: 152-1603 (483 amino acids)
Molecular function (GO): carbohydrate binding
Source: RefSeq, a predicted model, not a curated record